AUGAACAACACUGCGGUUCAACGAGAAGGGCUUUGCUCUCAAAUGGCAUCAACGCUGUUUACAGUACUUUUAUCCAUCAUCAGCUUGGGAGCUUUAAUUGGUAACAGUCUUGUAACUAUUACCUUUUACAAAACACGAAGCUUAAGAACAAGCACUAACUACUACCUUGUCAACAUGGCGGUGUCCGACCUUUUUUGCGCAUGCUUCAACUGGCCGCUGUACGCAACUGAAGGAAUGCUGACCGGGUCAGAGUUUAUCACUGAGCCUUUCGCGUCAGUCGUUUGUAAACUAGGAUUGUACUUCAGAGGAAUAUCACAAAUUGUGUCUGUCUUGAGCUUGGUUCUAAUUUCUGUGGACAGAUACGCCGCUAUUGCUCUCCCUCUGAAGACUACGAUGCUGUGCAGGAGAAAAGUCCGCCUAAUUUUGCUGUUUUCUUCUUGGAUUUUACCAGUUGUUUGUGGUCUUCCUUACUUAUUCUACACAAGGGUUGUUAAACUGAACGGACCAGUAUUUUGCCGAACUGUUUGGAGCAAAUCACUGAACGCAAUCUACAUCGGCGUUGGGUUUGUUAUUUUCUACUGUGGUCCACUCCUUACAAUAAUCAUAUUUUACACUCUGACAAUAAAGAUAUUACGGAAACGUCCAGUCGCUUUAGAAGAAAAUUUGCCAAGUAAAAUUUAUGACAAAAGGAAGAAACAGAACGAGAAGGUCAUAAAAUUCGUGAUCAUAAUCGUUGCGGGCUUUUUUAUUUGUUGGACUCCCCUCAUUGUUUAUCUGGCUUUGAAGAUGUUUCAUCCUGAGCUCUUCCCGAAAGAUGUUUGUCUGAUAUUUGUUGGCGCUCUCUUCUAUGUUCUUCCAUCUUUGAGCACCGCCAUAAACCCUGUCAUCCUUCUCCUGCUUAGUUCAAACUACCGUAGGGCACUGAACGACUUAAUUCUUUGCAAAGUCUUGAAAGGCCGUCUGUCAUAUUUGUCAAGAAGGAGGACGCGCUCAUCGAAGAACAAUACCAUUUUCUAUGAAUCGAGACUGUAGAACUACGAUGUUAAGAAAAUCCAAAAUCAGAAAAGAAAGGGAGUAACACAUAGAGACAGACUCUUGACAAAUCCUCGUGUUUGUGGCUUCGGUCUGAGUACUAUAAAAUUUGUAUUUAAUUAAUUUACGUGUUCUUAUGCAAAUACACAUAUGGUCAAAUAUAUAUCCAAAUUGCUCUCCGUCAUUGCUAUAUUCGCCAUUUUUUUACCAGUCUGAAGUAAUUCAAAUCCCAAAUCCCAGUUCUUAAUGUAAUAGGAAAAAAGAUGGUUUUAGCUCUCGUAAGCCACCAAUAUCGGGAACUCAAAAAAGUGAUAUUAACUAUAGCAGAUAGCUUACGAUAGCGCUCUUAGACAUAAGCCCCACGCUAUGAACGAUAGAGUGUGAUCUGUUACGAGAGCUUUACUCUGAAUAGCUUAAAACUUGCGAACUAUAACUAGCUAUUAAUAAUCCAAUAUUUUUGCCUGUUUCAGGUUCACAAACGUGCAGUAAGCUCAGUAAUCCACAGGGAUCGAAAAAUACCCAGAAUCACGUAACAGACAACUACUGUGUUUCAUAAAUGAAAACAACUUCCUAAUCAGUUUAAACAACACGAAACUCGUCACAUUUUUUGGACGGUUUUCAAUACCUGUUAGUUUUUUCCUCACUUAUUCGUUGUCAUGAUUCUUGUUUGUUUAGUGUUACCUACUUCCAUUGUCUCCUUCCUUCUCUUGUUUCUCGUUACCUCGUUUUUCGUUUGAAAUCUUCCUGGCGAAGCAAGAAGUUCUACCUAACCCCCCUCGUUUCAUUUAAUGUUACGAUUCCCGUGGCACAAGAAAAAAAAACAUCGGCCAUCAAAUAAUAGUAUAUGAAUUUCAGGUAUAAAAAUGGUGGAUAGCAAACAACUAUUUCACAUGUAAAGACUUCCUGUUAGACUCAGUUCUAGGAACGAUAGUGAAAACCAGAUGUCCUUUAAAAGCAUUUUCGCCUGCAAUUUUAGCUCUAAUGACGAUAUGCGAAGUUGUGCGUGAUCAAAAUAUGAUGUUGUCGUAUGAGUAAGCAUGGAAAAUGUUAAUGGCCAAUUAAGAAAAUUAAAAUUGACAUACAGUAAAAUUGCGCUUGCUACUGUUGUUGGUUCAGCUUUUGGAAGAGCAGAGGCAAUUUUCUUUUCAUUUUUUUACAUUCAAUUUCUUAAUACGCGUUUGUUCAAAGCUUUGAAAACUCUCUUAAGGUGACAGGUAUGGUGAGUUUACUUUCGACCCCUUUUAAUUUCCUUUUAUUCAGUUCAAAUGACCUAUUAUUUGUUAAAGAAUGAAAACCUUUUCCUAUUAUUCUCACAACUAAAGCGAAAAGCGAAAGCAAUCGUAAAGCAAUUAUGAAAAGAGACUCCUCACAACUAGAAAAAAAACCAAUCAGUUAAAUAAAUGUAUUCCCUUGAUGAUUGAUAGCUGAGAAGAAAGUAAGGAAAUAUACUAAUUUUUAUGACACUGUUAAAAAAGGAAAAUGUUAUAUGAUAAUAGAAAGACAAAUAUCGCUGGUGUAAGAUAUAAAUACAUCGGGGAAACGUGAUUUACAAAAGGAUGUUGAGUCACUUCGCGUCGAAAUCUCCCGGCUAAGAUAACAGACGACUGUGAUGAGGUGGGUGCCUUUAGUUUUGUAUUAUCUUUAGAGGAUAUGUCAUGAAAACGAGGGUUAAAAUUAAUAAGAAGCGUUAUUUAGUUGCUAAAUGAACUACGAAAAAGGGCGACAUCGUUAUUUUAGACUUUGGUUCAUCUAAAGUUGGUUGUAUACUUGAUCGUACUGCUUCUUGAUUCACGUAACGCAAUCGGUUUUCAGUAGGUGACCUCUGAAACUUGGCUAUUUGUAAGAUCGGACAGUCUUGACUUUAGUUAGUUCGAUCGUCACCUCAACAGUCAUUCGGUUGCACUUUGUUUGAGAAGAUUGUCGCACUUUGUAACUCUUAACUUACUUGGUGUAAGUUUGAAGUGUGACAUCUUUUUUCUCCUUAAUGAUACAAUGGCAUAGAAAAACGGUAGAUGUUAGCUGGCGAGGUUCUGUCGCACUUUGAAAUGAUCGUUUACCGAGCUCAAAACUUGCCAUCUCUCUUAUUCUAUCUAAAGACUUGUUGUUUCUUCCUUUUGUAAUUCAUUCAUUUGUACGUUUUCUUUGUUGUUCCCACAGUUUAGCAUCGUCACAAUUCUUUGCGAAACGUGUAGCAAUGAAUAUUUCCAGUUUUUCAACGCCUACUUCGAGUCACCCCAGUCCAAGCCAGCCCUGUUCUAACGUGGUGUCCACGCUAUUUACAGUUAUUAUAUCCAUGGUCACCUUCGUGGCUCUGAUUGGCAACGUUCUCAUCAUUGCAAGUUUUUUCAAAACUCCCAACCUGAGGACGAGGACUAAUUAUUACAUAAUCAACAUGGCCAUGUCUGACCUCAUUUGUACAUGUUUCAGCUGGCCACUUUAUGCAGUUGAAGGAAUGCUGACAAGAGCUGAGUUCUUCAACCAACACUCUGCCUUAAUACUCUGUAAACUGGGAAUUUGCUUCAGGGUAAUUUCACAAAUAGUGUCCGUGUUAUGCUUGGUUCUAACAUCCGUCGACAGAUAUGCGGCUAUCGUUCACCCAGUAAAGAUAACGGUAAUGAGUAAUGGCAAAUUUCGAGUUAUUUUACUGUUGUUUUCUUGGAUCAUUCCUGUUUGCUUUGCUUACCCAUAUUACACGUUCGCUGAAAUUGUGAAGGUAAAUAACCAAACAUUCUGUAGAGUAGUUUGGAGUACAUCAGCACACACAAUUUUUAAUGCUGUUGGAUUUGUUAUAUUUUAUUACAUGCCUCUUGCUGGUAUAACCAUUCUCUAUACUCGCAUCACAAAGACACUUAAAAAUCGUCCAAAUAUAGGAAACUCAGUCCAAGAAAAGCAUAUCAGAAGAAGACGAGAUCAACAUCGGAAAUUAAUGAAAAUCUUAACAUCAAUUGUUGCCGGCUUCUUUACUUGUUGGACACCACUUUGCAUUUAUUUGGCAUUAAAAAUGUUUCAUUCAGGGUUGUUUCUUCAAGAUAAAUGCUUCUUGCUCCUAGGUUUGUUUUUCUACGUCUUUCCGUCAUUCAGCACAGCAAUCAAUCCUAUUAUCCUUUUCCAGUUUAGUUCAAAAUUUCGACAGGCGAUGAAAAGCUUUCGUAUUCCUUUUCUUGAUUUCAAUAAAUGUCGCCGGUUUCUGUGCAUACCCAAGAAUAGGGUUGGAUCAGUUGAAAUAGAUCAUGUUGGUAUGGCAGAGUUAAGCUAGAUGUCUCUCAUAUUUGACGGAUUUGGAAAAACACUGAUAAUAAAUAACUGGUCAUAGCAGAAAAAGCCACGAGAUUGCAACAAUUCAGCAACAAAAAGCUGUAGUUCAAAAAAAAGAAUGGAAACUUCUCAAUCUUACAAAGAUUGCAAAACAUUGCGCAAUGAAAUAAAAUGUAUAAAAAGUAGACUUCAAUUUGGCGUGUUAUUAUUGUUAAUUACAACCAUGAUACAGUGAAUAAUGAUCAGUCUUAAAGUUAAUAACUUAGUUUUCCAGUAUCAGCCGGGAAAUCUCACGAAAUAAGAAGUGGUCGGCCUGAAUCCGAUAAUGCUUGUAAAACAUUUAAUGUCAAAAUCAUGUCUCUUUAUGUUAGGGAUAUACUUUUGUAUUUAGAAUUGUUAAGAUGUCAAAUAAAUAAAAUGAAUUACGUUUACGUAUUCCAUCUCAAUUCUAACUUAAUCACUCCUGCCUAAAAGGAAAAGGUACUGGGUAGAACGUAAACAGGAAACCCGUUUUCAAAAAAGUAUUUUUGCAUAGACAUUUGCAAAACCUCUUUCCCAUCAGGCAACAAUAUCCUAAUCACAUUUUAUAACAGAUGUCAAAUGAAGUGAUCAAUAAGUUUGGUCAGAGAUAACGAGGUAAUGACAUGUAUUCUUGUGUUCUCUUGAGGAAAGAAAUCGUAAGAAAAGAACCACAGAAAAUGAAAAGUAGCAUCUUUCAUUGUCUCAACAUCAAGGUGCCUCUGAACCUUCUAUAUAUACGCCCGCAGUGGUAAAACGUUUUGAAGGAAAAAUGAAUCUUAAAUGAAUGAAUGAAUGAAUAGCCUGAAGGUCACACUUCACUGAUGAAAGUGAAGCAAGCGCAAUGAAGGGCAGUUGGCAAAUACAGUCAAAAUCAAGUAUUUUUUCCAAGCUUAUGAUGUGAUACCUGUGAGCUCAGUACAGCUGAGAGCGUUUAGUUGUUGUGACUUAGACGUGACUGAGUAACCUAACCAAAAUGUUUCCUUUCCACAGAGCAGCCGUUAAUGCUCACUUGAUGUCAUUUUUUCUCCCACAACACUGUAACAUGUACAACUUAGGGCAGUUAUCUUAUUUAUUUCCACUUUUUUCUGAUCCAAAUGAGUUAAGAUUCGUUUGCGAAAAACAAAGUCCUUCAAAUAUAUACCUAAUGUAAUAUAAAGUAAAAGUAAAUUUUACUUUGUAGCAUGAGGAUAUUAGACCUGUUAUGGUUUUAAAUGACAGAGCUAAAAAUUAUUCAUAAUGCGGACUCCCUGUCAAUUUGUUUGUUCUUAAUCGUGCACACAUUCAUACAUCCAAUAACAUGACGAGAAUUGGCUGACAAUUUUAUUUAUAUUUCGAACCAUAUACAGAGGUGUCAAUAUUCUCGUUCUUUUGCGCCUCAAGUUUUGCGGAUUGAUAUCAAUACAUCAUUCAGUUAAGCUGUAAGUAAGCGGUAAGUCACAAUUUGUACGAACUUGACAUGAGAGAGCAUCAAUUUGGGAGAUAUUUUUUCUUUGAAUCAGAGAUUUCUUCUCGACAUUGCCUUUUUCCUAUAUAUUUAAUUUAUAUAUCAGUUAACAACUCUGUUUUCCUUUUCUGAAUUCAAUUAAAUGCCAAUUUUUGGUUACUCAUAAGUUUCAUGUUUGUCCUUGUUGACACACCAUAGUGAAAUAUCGAUUCUUAGAAAAUUGUCCGCUGAAAAUAUGAGCAGGUGCAUUAGGUGUAGGACUGAAAAUUUAGUAUUUCCUCUCAGCCUAAAAAAAAGUUCCAGCUUAAAAAGAGUUUCAGUUAAAUAACAUUUCAUUUUUUAUCUUUUUGUACAAAGGCAGUCCUACAGGAAAAAUGAAAACAUGGAUAAAGCCAUUCUUUAGGGUGUUAGAGACGCAAACGUGACUUAAGAAUCUAACGUAAUUAAUGCAAUAACUGUUUGUUAGGGUUCUUUUGAUCACGAAAUAUCUCAGUGUUAUAACUGAGGUAAGAUUUCUUUACAUUUUCUGUAGCCUUAUCCCGUGUGUAAAAUCAAUACGUAACAGGAUGUUGAUCCUUGGAAUGUUAUCAUUUUUAAGCGAAUAGAAAAAAAAUCGAAGAACUUAUUAUCUCCAUUAUGUUUGCGACAAAUUUAAUUUGCAAAGGUGAGAACGCGAACGUGACCUGACAAUCUAACCCUAAUUAAUGCAAUAUUGCUACUGUGCCAACUGUUCGUUAGGGUUCUUUUGUUCACGAAAUAUCUCGGCGUUAUAACUGAGGUAAGAUUUCUUCACACCUUUUGUAGCCUUAUCCCGUGUGUAAAAUCAAUACGUAACAGAAGUUGAUCCUUGGAAUGUUAUCAUUUUUAAGCGAAUAGAAAAAAAAAAUCGAAGAACUUAUUAUCUCCAUUAUGUUUGCGACAAAUUUAAUUUGCGUUAAAAUAUUGCACUCGUUCAAUGCCGGGUUCAUGUAGCCUGAACGUUUUGGAGUUUUAAUUGCAGUUGAAGCCAAAAUUAUAUCUAAAAAUAACAUCAAUAUUUCUUUCACGUUUCUUACAGUUUGCUAUGGUUCAAUGGCCCAAAACUAUUUGACAAUGUCGAUUUGCUCGUUAUCUCGCAAUGGGCAUUAAAACUCAUUCGCAAGUUUGUCGCAGUUCCCGUUCAAAUAUAAUGCGCAAUUUACUGUGGAUAUUUGCCAUAAAUAAUCCCCAAACAUUACAUGCGGAUAUGGUGACCAGAAUUAACGAACAUUUAUUUCGGCCUUUAUUAUUUUGUCCAUUUCUGAAGUCCGUGAAGUAAGUUUUCAAGAAUCGUUUGCCGCGAUGUAGUUUGCGAAGCAGAAAGUUAGCCGUUCUGCUCCACGGUGGAUGUCCUUCGUGAUAUCCUAGAAAUUUCCCGUAUGCAAAAACUGCGGAAAGAACUGGAAACACCACCAUUCUUGAUUCCUUUUAGAAGGAAUCAAGGUUACCUUCCGCAGGUUAAUCAUUUUGUUGAAAACCUCCUCAAACAGAAAUAUAUUUUCUUGCAGGUGUAGGCAUGGACUACUAUUUUAUUAUUCAUGUAAUGCUUAAUAUUGGGUUAAAAAUCCCAAUUUUAUCUCCUGAACUUUUGAUUUAUGACAUUUACAAAUAACAACGAGAGAACGUUUUUCUUCAAGCAGCUUAUUGAUAUCUCGGUUAUAUUUAAGCUUAUGAAUGCUUCUUAACUUUUCACUCAAGUGGGAAUUGUGAAACCAUCCAGCAGAGCGGUUUGCAACAAACAAACAAAACAUUUUCCUGAAGACUGA
Messenger RNA from Pocillopora meandrina, 7536 nucleotides. Lineage: Eukaryota; Metazoa; Cnidaria; Anthozoa; Scleractinia; Pocilloporidae. The record is from the annotation of a GenBank genome assembly.